Molecule: messenger RNA, 2134 nt
Organism: Orbicella faveolata
Lineage: Eukaryota; Metazoa; Cnidaria; Anthozoa; Scleractinia; Merulinidae
Product: trace amine-associated receptor 8a-like
Biological process (GO): G protein-coupled receptor signaling pathway
Cellular component (GO): membrane
Molecular function (GO): G protein-coupled receptor activity
Source: RefSeq, a predicted model, not a curated record
UGUAUAGCAGAAAUUGAAAGAAUCGCAGAAACUGAAAGACAACCAUGUUUGGAUGUCAUUGGCAAAUUUAUUGUGCUGAAAAUAGCAUCGAUCUCAUGGGUAGUUUUAUGAGAGGAUCAUCUUCAUAAAAAUAAGUUGCCCUUCCUCUUCGUAAACUGAUUAACAAACAAUUGAUGUGUUCAGGACUGCUCAAACUAUAAGCUUACUGUUUACCAAUAUAGCAGCUUUAAUGGAGCAUUGGUUCAAUGUAUUCGGUUGGCUACUUUCAAUCGUAACUGCAGCAGGAAAUGGCUUUGUAAUCUUUCUCGUCUCCAAAACUCGCCGACUACAUUUACGCUCGGCCAACUUGUUCGUCCUUUCCUUGGCAGUAGCCGACUUUGGCGUCGGAAUUGCGGUUUUUCCAUCGAGUUACUUUUGCAAUUACUCAAUGGCGUGUAACUUGAGGGUGCAAAAGGCAUUCUUCUGGUUCCUCCUUCACUCUUCGGUCACAAAUCUUUGCACCUUGACUUGGGAUCGUUACAUUGCCAUCGCUCAUCCUUUCAAAUACAAUAACUCAAUGACGAAGAGACGCCCUGGAAUAGUUAUCUUGAUAGCAUGGUCGAUUCCUUUUGCGAUCUCGCUGUCACUUCUCGUGGGAAUCUACGUCAUAACUUCCAACACUGCUCAUAUUGUUAUAAAACUAACUGGCGUGUCUGCCUUUGACAUUAUUUGCUGUGUGCUACUCUUCUAUGCUGUCGUUCGUAUCCUGGUUGCUGCACGUGCAAAGUCGCGCCAAGAAGCUGCAAUAGAACUACAAAUUCAGUCUAACCACUCCAUCGAAUUUUCAAACUCGCAUAAACGUAGGAAAAACAACACAGCUCGUUUCAUCAUUGCUCUCGUUGUGUUCUUCUUGGGAUGCUACGUAGCGGUCAAUUACUUAGUUUUGUGCCUUAUUUUUUCUUGUCAUAUUAUGCCAGAUCAAGCGGGCCAGGUCGUCUCUUGCUUACUGGUUUUAAACUCCGCAGUGAAUCCUUUUGUUUACGCGUUAUUGAAGAAGGACAUUAAGGAGGAAAUAAGCAAGCUUAUCACUAAGGAAAACAACCAUCGAGUGAGAUCAUCAGCAACAACAACCUAUAUUUCAGGUGCUGAAUGCAACUAAAAUUUAACGGACAUAAAAAGAAAGAAUUCGAGAAAUAAAAACUUGCUUAGAGUUCUGACUGUCUGGAACAGCCAUAAUCGUUAGAGCAUCCAGACAGCCAUUAGACCAUUUUACAGUUGUCUGUUCAAUGACCUGGCAUUUCAAUGGCAGCGAGGCUGCAGGCGGCCUUGUUUUGAUCGAUAAAGACCCCACUGCUUUUGUUGUGUAAAUCAAAUUGUUCUUAUGCUAACGUUAACAAGCUGGCAUUUAAACGAGAAAAACAGAGAAGUUUGUAUCAAAGCAAGGUCACCUCCAGCCUCGCUUGCAUUCAUAAGUCAGAUAACUAAGCACACAACUGUAAUAUAAUCUAUCAAGAUAUGUAAAGAAGAUCAAGUGAUAUAUAAAACCAAGUUGGCUUCAAGUUAGUAUCACAUAUUACCCUCACUGAGGCAUGCACACGAAGCUCCCUCGCACAGCGAGAAUUCACACACUGUCAGCCAGUGCACACUCACACAAACGCUGAACGUAAUAUCAUCUGCAUGUGGUUUCUAACCCCUGUUAUCACCUAUUGUCAAGUCUGUCUAAAUAGCAAAAUUACAGAUGUUAUACGUAUAUAUGUUUUGUUCGCUAUAGAUUGGAAGCUUGCGCCUUUAUAUUAGCAUAAAUGACCAAUUUUCAAGUACUUUUUCUCAACUCAUUUGCUAAUGGGUAAAUUGAGUCAUUUGUAUUUGCCACACUUUGGUGCACUUCAUAAGGCAGGAUUUAUUCGUGAAUUACCGAGCCAUUUUUGAAAGCACAGGUUUAAAGUUCCAUGGUAGCAAACCCCCUGAUCCUGCUUAAUGAUUUGCUAUAUGCCAGACCUCAGGUUCCUCCUCUUAUCAUAGAGUGGGCACCCGGCCUUCACACCAGUUCGUGCUUUUUCUCGAAAACGUUAGACAAUCAGACCCCGAUUGUUUAAUGGACGUGUUACCACCAGUCAGGCACUUUCCCUUAAAUAGUUAAGACAAAAAAGUGGCA